UUUCCGGUUUUUAGAACUACACGCUGGCAGCUGUAUUCCGAGCCGCACGGCCGCCCCUGGAUGGACGUUUUGUGUGAUUGAUGUUCCCCUCUAGAGCGUGUUUCACAGACUCUCCGCUCACAACAGUCUGAAUGUGGUUCCGCGGUUGGCGUCAGCUCCAACUCCAGCUCUGUCCGAAUCGCAGCGUUUCUCUUUCACUGCUCACAGCAAGAUAACAUAUUUGGGGAUCUCUAUUGCCAACUACUACAUUGCUCAUCAACGCUGAAAGUUACAGCUUUUUUUCCCGAUACCAUUGACUAUUUUGGGGGAUAAUUAUUUUGCGUUUUUUGUUGUUGUUGUCGAUCUGUGAAGUUAGUUUCAGUUUUUGGUUUUCUCCGCGAUUGGGAUAUUAAGACCAGAAGACUAAUCUAACAACCAAGUCGUUCAUCAUGGGACAGAAGUCAGUCAGUACGUGGGGAGAGACAGAGACAUGCUGGUAGUCUAGGCCCGUGGUGGAGUCAAGAACACAACAAAAGCUAAAUCUCCUUUUAGUCUAUUCUGGCGACGUCUUCUAGUUCUAUAAUAGUGAAACGCCAUGGCCUCCAGCUUGACCUGUGCUGGUGUAAUCUGGACCCUCCUCUCCCUGCUCUGUGCCGCUGCCUCCUGCGUCGGCUUCUUCAUGCCUUACUGGCUACUCGGUUCCCAGAUGGACAAGCCGGUCUCGUUCGGCACCUUCCGGCGGUGCUCGUACCCGGUGCGCGACGAGGAGAGCCAGGCCACAGUGAUACUGGAGCAGUGUGGGCGUUACGCCUCCUUCCAGGGGAUACCUAGUCUGGAGUGGAGGAUCUGUACGGUGGUGACGGGCGUGGGCUGUGGUCUGCUGCUCCUGGUGGCCCUCACAGCCCUCAUGGGAUGUUGCAUCUCUGACCUCAUCUCUAGGACCAUCGGACGUGUUGCCGGGGGGAUACAGUUCGUUGGAGGUCUGCUGAUAGGGUCUGGCUGUGCUCUCUACCCGCUGGGCUGGGACAGUGAGGAGGUCCGACAGACUUGCAACAACACCUCCGACCAGUUUGAACUGGGUUCCUGUGAGAUUGGCUGGGCCUACUACUGUACGGGUGCCGGGGCCGCUGCUGCAAUGCUGCUGUGUACCUGGAUGGCCUGUUUCUCAGGGAAGAGAAAGAAGCAGUACCCUUACUAGAUGAACCGGCUGGGGGAGGGAGGAGAAGGGGUACCCUUACUAGAUGAACCGGCUGGGGGAGGGAGGAGAAGGGGUACCCCUACUAGAUGAACCAGCUGGGGGAGGGAGGAGGAGAAGGGGUACCCCUACUAGAUGAACCGGCUGGGG
Messenger RNA from Salvelinus fontinalis (brook trout), 1324 nucleotides. RefSeq names its product LHFPL tetraspan subfamily member 6 protein. Gene Ontology annotation, cellular component: membrane. NCBI's taxonomy places the organism in Eukaryota, Metazoa, Chordata, Actinopteri, Salmoniformes, Salmonidae. Bases 575 to 1177 code for a protein of 200 amino acids. The record is from RefSeq and is a predicted model, not a curated record. The transcript is spliced from 4 exons.